GGGAGGGAGGUGGUGGGAGGAAGACGCGGAGUCACGGAAUCACUACCGUCCUCGAGCGGCUGCUAGUUGUCCUUCUAAGCGAUGCGUACUCGUUUAAAAAGAGCAUAGGCUCGAUGCAAAAAUGGUUAUCGCGUUCAGUUACCACUAGACCACUUGGGUGUCGAGAGAUUAUUGUUGUUGCUCAUAUUGCUUGAAGGCCAUACUACACUGUUCGAUUGGCGGUUAAGUAUUUGUAAGAGUAGGCAAGUCUCGUUUGUGCGUAGUGCGGUUCUAUUCGAUCACGUUCCCGAAUUGAGCCGAAAUUAAUUUCAUCAAAUUGCCCCCAAUUGGCUCUGCUUCAAAGGACGGAUACACGGAGUGUUUGAGUGGUAAGGAGGUGCGUGCUGGAUCGGCCUCGUCAUGGCCUCGUCGUUGAGCGUUUCACUAGCGGAGCAGGAUCUGCAACUGACCCAGUUCCGGAACUGUCGCGUACUACGCAAUCACCAGCUAGUAACGGAUGAUCUUUGGGUGCGCAACGGGAAAAUCAUUGACCCCGAAAAGGUGUUCUUCGAUGAAAAGCUAUCCGCUGAUCAACAGAUCGACUGCCACGGAGCAAUCAUCGCGCCCGGAUUCAUCGACCUACAGAUUAAUGGUGGUUAUGGAGUGGACUUUUCCUUCGAUGUCAAUACCGUCGAGCAGGGUGUAGCAAAGGUGGCCAAAGGGCUGCUAGCGCACGGAGUAACGUCCUUCUGUCCCACGCUCGUCACUUCACCUUCGGCAACGUAUCAUACGGUGCUGCCAAGGAUACCACGCCAAGCGGGUGGCCGCCAUGGGGCUACCGUGCUGGGAUGCCACGUUGAGGGACCGUUCAUUAAUACGAACAAAAAGGGUGCCCAUCCGCCGGAGUGUAUUCGCGAGUUUGAUGAGGGCAUAAAGACGGUUCGUGAGGUUUACGGUUCGCUGGAUAACGUGCAGAUCAUUACGCUUGCCCCCGAGAAGCGGGGCUCGUCGGAAGUGAUUCAGGAACUGAGCAGCAGCGGUAUAACGGUUUCGGUUGGCCAUUCCAUGGCUAAUCUGAGCGAUGGCGAGGAAGCGGUCCGGCAUGGGGCGAGGCUUGUGACGCAUCUCUUCAACGCUAUGCUACCAUUCCAUCAUCGUGACCCAGGCUUGGUGGGAUUGCUUACAACGGACAACAUUCCAAAGGAUGCUCUCGUGUACUUUGGCAUCAUCUCGGAUGGUGUGCACACGCAUCCGGCUGCUCUCCGAAUCGCCUACAAAACCCACCCGGCCGGAUUGAUAUUGGUCACGGAUGCCAUCUCUGCAAUGGGUCUGGCCGAGGGUCGUCAUCGGAUCGGACAGAUGGAGAUUGAAAUUCGAUCGGGACGUGCUUACGUUGCUGGCACGAAUACGCUCUGCGGUAGUAUCGCACCGAUGGAUGAGUGUAUCCGGUUCUUCAAAACAGCAUCCAGUUGUUCUAUCGAAUAUGCGCUUGAGGCGGCUUCACUGCAUCCGGCGCGCUGUUUGGGAAUCGAAACCAAGAAGGGAACGCUCGAGUAUGGUGCGGAUGCCGAUUUUGUGCUGCUGGACGAUGGUUUGAACGUGCAGUCAACGUGGAUUGCCGGUGACUGUGUUUAUCGGCGAGACCAAGCGACGAUCGUGUCGAACGGUAUUUGAGCAACAGAUCGGAACCAGAAUCUAAUCCACUAAGAAUCGAAUCACAUUGGAAUAAUUCUUCCUCGAAUAGAUUAGAAUCUGGUAUGAUGAUUAUUAUUUCGAAUGCAAGUGCAAAGCAAAAGACCAUUAAGUCAGAAUUGUUACAAAAUUCCAUAAUAUA
Molecule: messenger RNA, 1813 nt
Organism: Anopheles darlingi
Lineage: Eukaryota; Metazoa; Arthropoda; Insecta; Diptera; Culicidae
Product: N-acetylglucosamine-6-phosphate deacetylase
Exons: 5
Coding region: 400-1653 (417 amino acids)
Biological process (GO): N-acetylglucosamine catabolic process
Molecular function (GO): N-acetylglucosamine-6-phosphate deacetylase activity
Source: RefSeq, a predicted model, not a curated record